UUCAUUUACUGCGCUUUUUCUUUUCAUCUUUUAGACAAACAUUCUAAAUUUGUGUAAACAGACAAUUUUGGAGUUUAAAAAUGAAGUAACAUGGUUUCUCCAAGGCGAGGUUUAGAAAGAAAGAAGGCAAGAGUAUAAAUAGGUGGUAUUUGUUUGAAGUUUGGUGUAGUUCAUAAAUCAACAAAACAUGGUGAACCCAAAUCUCAAAACAGACCCUUCCACCAUUUACAACCUUCUCAAAUCCUACGCACUUUCCCCCUCAACCAUCCUCGAAGCCCACCACCUCUUCCAACAAAUCCACCGACCCACAUUGUCAUUUUGGAACCUCAUGAUCCGUGGCUGGUCCCUCAGUGACCAACCCAUUGAAGCAAUUCGCUUGUACAAUCUCAUGUAUCGCCAAGGCCUGUUGGGUAACAACCUUACUUACCCUUUUCUCUUCAAGGCCUGUGCUCGAGUCCCUCAUGUUUCUUGCGGUACAACACUUCAUGGCCGCGUUUUGAAACUUGGGUUUCAACCCCAUCUCUUUGUUUCCAAUGCCAUGAUUCAUAUGUAUGGUUCUUGUGGUCAUCUGGAUUUUGCUCGGAAGGUGUUUGAUGAAAUGCCUGAAAGGGACUUGGUUUCUUGGAAUUCGUUGAUUUGUGGGUAUGGUCAGUGUAAGAAGUUCAGGGAGGUGUUGGGUGUUUUCGAAGCAAUGCGGAUGGCUGAUGUGAAGGGUGAUGCCGUGACGAUGGUGAAGGUUGUUCUUGCAUGCUCUGUUUUGAAUGAGUGGAGUGUUGCUGAUGCGAUGGUUGACUACAUUGAGGAAAAUAAAGUGGAAAUGGAUGUUUACUUGGGGAAUACCCUGAUUGACAUGUAUGGACGGCGCGGUUUUGUGCACCUGGCUCGUGGAGUUUUUGAUCGGAUGGAACGGAGAAAUUUAGUUUCAUGGAAUACCAUGAUUAUGGGUUAUGGGAAAGUAGGAAACUUGGUUGCUGCGCGGGAGUUGUUUGACUCUAUGCCGCAGAGAGAUGUGAUCUCAUGGACUUCUAUGAUCACGGGUUACUCUCAAGCAAGCCAGUUUACGGAGGCGGUGAGGCUCUUCAAGGAAAUGAUGGAGGCUAAGGUCAAACCGGAUGAAAUAACGGUUGCCAGUGUGCUUUCUGCAUGUGCUCAUAUUGGUUCACUUGAUGUUGGGGAGGCUGUUCAUCACUACAUACGGAAAUAUGAUGUGAAAACUGAUGUUUAUGUUGGCAAUGCCUUGAUAGAUAUGUACUGCAAAUGUGGUGUAGUUGGGAAAGCAUUGGAAGUGUUUAAAGAAAUGACGAAGAGGGACUCAGUGUCAUGGACUUCGAUCAUUUCAGGCUUUGCAGUUAAUGGCUUUGCAGAUUCAGCACUUGAAUAUUUUUCACAGAUGUUGAAGGAAGGUGUUUGGCCAUCUCAUGGUGCCUUUGUUGGAGUAUUGCUAGCCUGUGCUCAUGCUGGAUUGGUUGACAAAGGAUUGGAAUAUUUUGAAAGUAUGGGAGAAGUUUAUGGACUGAAACCAGAAAUGAAACAUUAUGGAUGUGUUGUGGAUCUUCUGAGUCGCUCUGGAAAUUUACAAAGGGCAUAUGAGUUCAUAAACGAGAUGCCUGUGACUCCAGAUGUGGUAGUGUGGAGGAUAUUGUUGAGCGCUUCUCAGGUUCAUGGAAAUGUUCACUUGGCCGAGAUUGCCACAAAGAAGCUUCUUGAACUGGAUCCUUCUAAUAGUGGUAACUAUGUGCUUUCCUCUAAUAUUUAUGCGGGCUCCAAUAGAUGGGAAGAUGUCGUUAAAAUGAGAGGACUGAUGGAUAAGGGUAAUGUUCAGAAACCAUCAGGUAGCAGUUUCAUAGAAAUAAAUGGUCCAAACAGUUCUCAAGAUUCUUUUAUGAAACAUCAACAGAAGAGUGACUUAACUGCUGUCUAGAAGAUUCAUUUCUUACUUCAUAAGUUGAUUUCAUUUGUGGGACCGCACGUGCAAUGGACAUGAUAAACCAAAAGGUCUGAAAAUUUUGAACCUGACCUGAUGGCCUUAUCAACUCCGAUUUGUCAAGCUAGGGACUUGAUUCUAAUUCUUAUAUGAUGCUAUGGAGCACUGCUUUGAUGGAGAACUAGUAGUUUUCCUUUGAUGGAUCACUACUUUGAUUCUAAUUAUUGAUUACGGAUGGAAUUGCUAAUUGGGCAUAUGUUUUCUUUUAUCUUGCGACGAGUUUCCUCCGGUUCACUGGUUAGAGACUGAUUAUGCUCACGGCUGCAAAGGGGAGAAUGUGUCUAGAACAACUCGUAACGAGAAGAUGCUGGUUGAUGAAAGAAAUGAUGGAAGAAAAUUUGGUCUUGAUUAUCCUAGCACCAUGGACGACCUGGAGCAUGUUGAAUACAGUUUCAACAUUUCUGGAGUUUCGAUUGCCAUGCCUCAAUCUUCUGGAGACUCUGAAUGUAAUAAAUCAAUAAGUAAAAGUGAUCCUGCUUUGCCUGCUAAAUCAAAGAAACUAAGCAUGGAUAGAUCGAACUCGAGAAUGAAGCAUUUCUCUCUCUUUUUUCUUUUUUUUUAAGAAUACAAGAUUCAGUUGUAAAUGAAGGUUUCACUAUUUUUUAUUU
Messenger RNA from Vigna radiata var. radiata (mung bean), 2592 nucleotides. Its product is annotated as pentatricopeptide repeat-containing protein At2g22410, mitochondrial. The coding region runs from base 188 to 1921 and encodes 577 amino acids. Gene Ontology annotation, biological process: RNA modification. The transcript is spliced from 2 exons. NCBI's taxonomy places the organism in Eukaryota, Viridiplantae, Streptophyta, Magnoliopsida, Fabales, Fabaceae. The record is from RefSeq and is a predicted model, not a curated record. Gene Ontology annotation, molecular function: protein binding; RNA binding.